UUCUCUCUCCCUCUUCUCUCAGGAGUUAGAGGCAGCUCUUCACAGAGAUGACUCGGAGUUUAUCAGUGAUCUGAUUGCCUGCCUGCUUCAGGGCUGCUAUCAGCGAAGGGAUAUCACGCCUCAGACAUUCCACAGCUACCUGGAAGAUAUCAUUAACUAUCGUUGGGAGCUUGAAGAAGGAAAGCCCAACCCUCUGAGAGAAGCCAGUUUUCAAGACCUUCCUCUGCGCACUCGGGUAGAGAUCCUUCAUCGCCUCUGUGAUUACCGGCUAGAUGCAGAUGAUGUCUUUGAUCUUCUUAAGGGUCUGGAUGCGGAUAGUCUCCGAGUGGAGCCUCUGGGUGAAGACAAUUCAGGUGCACUCUACUGGUACUUCUAUGGGACACGGAUGUACAAAGAAGACCCAGUACAAGGAAGGUCCAAUGGAGAACUCUCCUUGAACAGGGAAAAUGAAAGACAAAAAAAUGUCUCGAAUGUUCCUGGAAAAACAGGCAAAAGAAGAGGAAGACCUCCAAAACGGAAAAAAGUACAAGAGGAAAUUAUAUCGAGUGAAAAGCAGGAAGAAAGCGCGUUGGCAUCUGACCUACUGACAAGAAAUGGGUCCCGAGGGCCAGGCCAAGGUACCUGGUGGCUCCUGUGUCAAACAGAAGAAGAAUGGAGACAGGUCACUGAGAGCUUCCGAGAGAGGACCUCUCUCCGAGAGCGGCAGCUCUACAAACUCCUCAGUGAGGACUUCCUGCCUGAAAUCUGCAACAUGAUUGCCCAGAAGGGAAAACGUCCUCAACGCACAAAGCCAGAGUUGCAGCAUAGGUUUAUGUCUGACCACCUGUCCAUCAAAUCCAUCAAGCUAGAGGAGACUCCCAUGCUCACCAAGAUAGAAAAACAGAAGCGCAAGGAGGAAGAGGAAGAACGGCAGCUCCUACUGGCAGUGCAGAAGAAGGAGCAGGAGCAGAUGUUGAAAGAGGAAAGAAAGCGGGAAUUGGAGGAAAAGGUCAAGGCAGUAGAAGAUCGAGCCAAGAGAAGAAAGCUCAGGGAAGAGCGGGCAUGGCUGUUGGCUCAAGGCAAGGAGCUACCCCCAGAACUUUCCCAUUUGGACCCGAAUUCUCCUAUGAGGGAAGAGAAGAAGACCAAGGACCUCUUUGAGCUGGACGACGAUUUCACUGCCAUGUAUAAAGUUCUAGAUGUGGUAAAGGCUCACAAGGAUUCCUGGCCCUUCUUGGAACCUGUGGAUGAAUCUUAUGCCCCAAACUAUUACCAGAUUAUUAAGAUCCCCAUGGAUAUUUCAAGCAUGGAGAAGAAAUUAAAUGCAGGUUUAUAUUGUACCAAGGAGGAAUUUGUAAAUGACAUGAAGACCAUGUUCAGGAAUUGUCGAAAAUACAAUGGGGACAGUAGUGAGUAUACCAAGAUGUCUGAUAAUUUGGAGCGGUGUUUUCAUCGGGCCAUGACAAAGCAUUUCCCUGGUGAAGAUGGAGACACAGAUGAGGAAUUUUGGGUCAGAGAGGAUGAAAAACGGGAAAAAAGAAGGAGUCGAGCUGGUCGAAGUAGUGGAAGCCAUGUUUGGACCCGCUCUAGAGACUCAGAAGGGUCCAGCAGAAAACAGCCACCGGUGGAGAAUGGAGGAAAAUCACUGCCCCCUGCACGCCGAGCUGCCUCCUCAGGGGAUGAUCAGAGAAGCAGUUCUAUACAGCUCCCUCCAGAGGUGGGCAUAACAAAUGGCCAAGGCUUUUCCCGCUCCCUACACUGUGGCAGGGUGCCUACACAGGCACCCCCUUUAAACCAGAUGCAGACAGCAGCACCGGGAACAUUUGGCUCUCUUCAGGGAUCAGAUCCCACCAACUUAUAUGGCUCCUCUCGCGUCCCAGAGGUGCCCCCAGGAGAUCCCUUGCAGCACCCACCCUUUGCUAUACAGCCUCCCAUUGGAAUAAGUAACCACCGAGGAACCCGACUCAGUGCUUCUAAAGAGAAGAUGUGUGGGGGCCUAACUCACCUUUCCAAUAUGGGAUCACAUCCCCCCUCCUUGCAGCUUGGGCAGAUGAAUUGUCCCAGUCAGGAUGGAAACAUAUAUCCACCAGCUCCAUUCCAGGCAGGAUUUAUUCCUUCUCGACAUGGUGGAACGCCAGCUCGACCCCCAGACUUACCUGAAAGCUCAGAAAUUCCUCCCGGUCACAUUUAUCAUUCAUAUAAGUACCUGAAUCGAGUACACCCUGCUGUUUGGAAUGGGAACCAUGGUGUUACAAACUCAGGACGUUUGGGGCCAGAUGAGAAGCCUCACUUGGGGCCAGGACCCUCUCACCACCCUCAUACCCUUGGUCACGUGAUGGAUGCCCGAGUGAUGAGACCACCUAUCCCACCAAACCAGUGGACUAAACAGUCAAGUUUUCUACCUCAUGGAGUUCCUUCCUCGGGGUAUAUGCAACCACCCUGUAAAUCUGCUGGACAUCGCUUGCAGCCACCUCCAGCUCCAGCACCAAGUCCUCUGUUCGGGGGACCCUCCCAGGCCCUCCGGGGGGUGCAAGGAGGGGAAUCCAUGAUGGACAGCCCUGAAAUGAUUGCCAUGCAACAGCUCUCCUCCCGAGUCUGUCCCCCGGGUGUGCCUUACCACCCCCGCCAGCCCACUCCUCCUCAGUUACCUGGUCCCUUUCCACAGGUAACUCAUUCAGCGUCAGUAUGCGUGUCAACCCCGAAGCCUACUUUAGACAACCCUGGAAGUACACAGGAUGUUAGUGAAACACAGGAGACUGAGAAUGACCGAGCAGAACCUUUGCCUGGGCCCGAAGAGAAAACAGCAAAUGCUUGUGCUUCAGAGGGGGUAUACCUCAAACAGCUACCUCACCUGACACCUCCCCUGCAAGCCAAUUGUACCAGGCAAAGCUCACCACAAGAAAGGGAAACAGAAGGCCCAGAACUCAAAAGUGAUGCUUCAGAAACUGCAGACAACUAUAAAGCAUCAAAGAGCAAGAACACUUGGCCUUUGGACAAUAGCUACACCAGCCCAACUGUACAAGGUUGUUUGAGAGACCUCUCCAUAGUGGCAGACAGAGGAACUCUACCCGAAAAUGGGGUUGUUGAUGAAGCAUCUCCUUGUAGGUCAGAGGGGAAGGGCCUUGGUGGCAGUAGUUCAGAAAAACCACUCUGCCCCAGGGGUAAAACAUUGCAGGAAACCAUGCCAUGUACAGGACAGAAUGCAACUACACCUCCUUGCACAGACCCCAAUUUGAUGACAGGCAGUGUAAAUCAGUUUUCUCCCUUGUACAUGCCUGGCCUAGAAUAUUCUAAUUCAGCUGCACAUUACCAUAUGAAUCCAGGUCUGCAAGGCUUGGGCUCUAUGAUGGGAGGAAAGUCCUCAGGAUCACAUCCUCAGCCCUUCUCUCCCAGGGGCUUCCAGCCUAACAGUCCCCAUCCUGGACUCUUUUCCCAGUACCGCCCCCAGCAGGGAAUGAAGUAUGCCUACCAGCAGUCUUCUCAGCCCUCCUACCACCCUUAUCAGCGGACUCCUUACUACACGUGUCCACAGGGCUUUCCUGAUUGGCAGAGAUCUCUCCCUUCCCAGAGAAGCCCCAGUGGACCCCAAGGGAGUCACCCUCCACGCCCCCUCUUCUCGGAUAAGAAUGCCUUGUCUACUCUGCAAAGUUGUGAGACACUAAAUGCUGCCUUAACUUCUCCAACUCAAAUGGAUGCAGUGGCUGCUAAAGUUGUCCUGUCUGAUGGACAGAAUCCUGGUCCAGAGGAAGAAAAGCUGGAUGAAUCUGUGGAGAGACCAGAGAGUCCCAAAGAAUUUCUAGAUCUGGACAACCAUAAUGCAGCUACCAAGCGGCAGAGCUCACUGUCUACCAAUGAGUAUCUUUAUGGAACUCCACCUCUGAAUUCAGGAAUGACUUUUGGUUCACCUGCUUUCCCACCCCACAGUGUGAUGCUGCAGACAGGGUCUCCAUACACUCCUCAGCGUCCUGCCAGUCAUUUCCAGCCCAGGGCAUACCCAUCCCCUGUGGCUGCCCAUCCACCUCCCCAUCCAGUGGCCACCCAGCCCAAUGGCCUCUCUCCAGAGGGCCCCCUCUAUCGCUGUCAGGAAGAGGGCUUAGGUCACUUUCAGUCUACAGUGAUGGAGCAGACUGGCACUGGAAGCGGAAUAAGAGGCCCUUUCCAAGAAAUGCACAGACCAUCGGGAAUGCACAUGCAUCCAGUCCAGUCACAGUCCUUAUUCCCAAAGACCCCGGCACCUGCAGCAUCACCGGAACAGUUGCCACCACAUAAGCCCCCAACACUUGCUCUGGAUCAGAGCUAGUCCAAGGAGGAAAUAAUCCCCAAGGAAAUGGACAGCUGCACAUGAAGACAUACAGGUCUUGGAGGAUUUGGAGGAAUGAUUGUUCUACGCCUCUCUUCUGCCGUCCUCCUCCACCUUUUCUGUGAAGCAUACCAUCCUCAGAACUUGAACUCCCGGGCUUUGGAUACACACUUUGUAAAUGAUUGACACAGGGCCCGUGGCUGGGAUCAUCUACAUAGCUGACGUACUUAGCAAGAGCAAGUGUACCUGGAGUUCUUGCUGGCUUCUCCAGAUCUCAAGACUCUUGUUCAGGGAAAAUCACUUUAAACUUGGGUGGAGGGUACAUGUAAGGAUGCAGUGGUGCUUUUAAAUAUUCAUGAGCAGCUAAUCUCAGGUAUAUAUUUGGGGAAGGGACUACUUGUAGUAUUAAUGUUUUUGAGCUGGGGCCAGUUUACAGAAUUUUCUUGUUGCCUCUUUUUUUUUUUUUUUUUUUUUUUGGGGUGAAUGUUUUGUAUAUAGAGUGGGACAGUCGGGUGGGCACAUGGAGGAGCUGGGAGUCCUUCCCCAACUGUAGCAGGCACACAGUACUGGAGUAGUCUCUGUCCUACUGUAUGCUUGUGGAACUUGGAAACGAUCUGAAAGGUGUCAGCUUGUGUGUGUCACUAGCUUGUUUCCAGCCAGCCUCAGAGACUACUUUACUGCAUUUGUCCUUCUCAGCAUUCUUUUCUCAGUAGUCGGCAGGUGCUGUCUUGUGGCCUGCUGGGUGUUUUCAGCCAGAGGACAGGCUGCUCUCACUCUGGCGGCCCAAGUUCUGGAUCUGGGAAAGCAUGUCUCUUCCUGAUUCUCCUACCAACCCCACCAGAUAGUUGUAAACCAGGAAUGUGGGCUGUCCAGUUAUUAGAAGAUGAAGUGGCUUCUUCAUGGGCCUCUUAGGCCAGUGGUCUAGAAGGCAUCACACGCUUUCUAGCACAAACUUUGUUUUAUGAAAGUGACUACUCAGGUUUGUUAUAUAUAUGUUAGUUUCAAUAAAGAUAUUGCACAGGUUUGAAUAAGGAAGUAUAUCCUAUAGAUUUAAAUUUGAAUUUAGGACUAUUUCAGUAUGUAUAGUUUUUAUUCAUUUUAAGAGAAUCUUAGUACCUAUGACUCAAUCACGUUGAUUUAAAGUAGCUGUGAAGGGCUAGUUUUGGAAAUUAUUCAUUGUGUCUGUGAUAGGAAACAAUUUUACAGUAUUAAAUUACGUUACUAUGGAUUUAGAAGUGAAUUACACUGGAUUCUCCCUGCUUUAGCCUUCUGUAUUUUAUUUUAGCUGAGAUAUCACCAAAGUUAGGACCUAUGUUUAAAAUUUUGAAUAUCCCACACAGAAUAAACUAAGGGAAAUGCCCUAGAGUUGCAAGUCUCUUUAAAAGAAUAUAAUUUUACAGUAUGCUUUGGGGUAUGGUGAUCUCUAUAUUUUAUAAAUAUUAAUCCGCCCAGAUUCUUAGAAGUUUAGGUGUGGGUGGGGUCAAUGGAAGAUUUUUCUCAAGUCCCAGCCUUCCCAGUAAAUGUAGAAUAGUCUGCCAAAUAUGUGAGGAGGGGAGGGAAAGAAAUUGGAAACAUCCAAAUUAUAGAGAUAAUUGGACCCUUGGACAUCUGCUGAUGGGCGUUACUGGUUACUAACCUGCUGGUGGUGCUGACCCACACAGUGUCUCCCAAGUACAGCACAUACAGACAUGCAAAUUUCUUUCCAACAAGCUUAUUUUAGUUGUUUUACAGUCAACUGAUUGAGAAGCCCAACACCUACAUGCUUGAGUUUAGAAUUAGAAGAGUAAAGAAAUCAGAUUCAUUGAGUGGCUCUGGUCUGCUGUUGAGCUAAUAUGAGCCAGCUUAGUCCUGCUGCUUCUGUGUCUGCCACUACAGCAGAGGCCUGAAACUUCUUCACUAGGAAUGCCACAACCAUCAGACCUCUUUCAAGGUGCUAAAACUAGAGGUCACUAAGCUGAGUGCAUCCUCACCUCCUCUUCCUGUUUCUAAAGCAAUGCUGUGAACAAUAUUGGGGAGCAAGGAAUUGGUGAGUUCCUUUAUCCCUUGGUUUAAAUAGAAGAUGGAACUACUGUAUUUAUUAAGUUCUAACACUGUGAGAAGAGCCUGUUGUGUCCUUUGUGGGAAUUUGGUAGUUCCUAGUCCUUACAGGUGCUAGUCCUAUAAAUUCCCAACUUUUAUUGGUCUUUAAAUGCUAGGUACCUUGGAGCAGCCAGAACAAUACAAUGCUGCUCUUUUGUGAGCCCAUCACCCUCACCCCCUUGAGCCGGACAAGAGCUUUUGUUUUCACUUUUCUUCUAGCUCUUCUCUUCUAGGUGUCUUCAGCAGAUGCCAGUAGUCUCGUUUAGAGUCUUCAGUAGGAAAUGGCUGAUUUUGCGAGAUGUAAUAAUUAGAAAGUAGUAUGUGAGGGUGUCUUAAAAGAUCCACUCUUGGACUAGGACUGGUGUUCAUUGGUUACUGUAACCGUGUCAGUAUGCUGACUCUCUAGUCCCCAGGAGGACAUCACUGUGCAUAAUUGGAAGCUUUCUUUGAUUUAGUGUUAGACUUAAACCUUUAUGAAACUUAUUCAUAACUUAGAAACCUUACGGCCUAAAAGAAAUAAAAAAUUCAGAAAGAAAAGUAGAGCCUUUUAGGUUUAUAGGUAUAUGUCUUCCCCUAACCCCAGCCCUGCUGUGGGAUUUGUUUGUUUCUUUACUAAUGUAUUAUAAUAACUGGUCUGUUACACCUGAAAAGUUAAUCUACCAAGUUACCAUAGUUUUUGGCUAAUGUUGUGUCUAUUUCAGGUACAAAAUAGUCACCGUUACUUUAUCUUCAUUCACCGGGAGCCUUAACUAGAGCAGCAGCAUUACUCUUGUACUUCUCUACAGUCUUCUCUGAUAGUUCUCAAUAUCAGACAUUUUCAAAUUUUCAGAUGUGCAUUCUUUCAUAUUCUCUGUUAGUUUUAGCAAUCUGUUUUUCAAGAUGUUUUUCCAAAGACUUACAUGUGUAGGUACAUCAUCUCUAAAAGACACUGUAAGUUAUUUCUCACUUUUCUUCUUUCUUCAGUUAAAUUAGUUAAAUUCAGUUAAGUUAGUACAACUAGUUGGUAUUUCACCUGGACAGCCUGUAACUCAUCCAUGGCUUCACUGAGGCCCUCGUUCACCGCCCUCUUCAUCAGCAUCCUCACACUUCUGCUCUGUCUUUAUGGUGUUCAGUUGUUCUAAAGCACCCUCCAGACCAAUCUCUUCAUUUAGAGCUUUAUUAAUUUCUUCUUUGGUUUCAUUCAAGAGUUCUUGGAGAGGUACUUACACUUGGUCCCUGUAUUUAACAAGGCAUUUGACACCAGCUUCGGAAUUAAAUUUAAUUUCAAAGUCAUAACCUUUGGAAUUCUCAGCUUCUUUGGGAAUAAGCUUUAAUUUUCUAGCCAACUUGUGUGGUAUUCUGCCAACUGUACUUCAAUUGUUUCUUUGCCUCUGGCAUAUUUUUAUUCCUCGAUCCAUCAUUGUUGUUUAGCCUCUAGGUCUUUAGUUAGUUUAUUAGUGGUCUGCUACAGUUCAUUUUUUUCAUGUCUUGUUCUCUCAAUGUCUAUAACUGAGUACUUUUGGUUAUCAGCAAUAUUCUGUAGUUGAACAUUCUCCUGUCUUAUUGUUUCCCAUUCUAGUUCUAGUCUACCAGUUUCUUUAUCAGGACCAGUCAAUUUCUGGUCUAAACUGGAUGGAUUAAGCUCCAAUCUGUUCAUGUAUGCUUUAUAUUUGAGCAUCUACUUGCAAGGAAGUUUUCAGUUUCUCAGUGAUGUCAGAUGAUUUGGUUCUUUAUUUCUUUCUUACUCCAGUCUUGCAAUCAGUUCAUUUAGUGCUUUGUUUUCUGCUGCUAAUGAAACCAGCUUGGAUGCAUCUACAGCUUUGACUGCAGCUCUGCGUUCAUCUCUUCAAAGCUGUCACCACCAGCCAUAAAAGUCCAUAGCAUAUGAUGGUGUAGUCCAAAAGCAACUUGAUGCAGUCUGUUAACCACACCAAGGCUGCCACGAUGUGAGGCCAGGUAUGAGGGUCUCCCACUGUAUAUAUGGAGUUCAUGGACAGUACAAAGGAAUGCCCAAGGGCUUGAAAAAUUCUUGGGACCUCUUCUUCAAUUUUUGUAUCAGGAAGUUCUUAUGAUGGGCACAGGAAGCCACAAAGAAAGGCAAAGAUCUUUAGGAAAUCUUUAGUUGAUGGGGCUUAAAGCAACUUCAUGGAACACUACAUGCAUAACCAUUUUCUGUAAGAAACUUUACCAAAUAUUGAGACUUUGCUUUGAGAUGUAGGUUUGUUUGUGCUCAGGUUUCCAAAGGUUGUUCUCUCUUUGGUUUGAGGGGUAUUGAAGUCAGGGAUCUUAACUCCCAUAUAGAGACGUAGCAAGCACCACUAGUAAAAACUGAACUGUGCUUCAUAACAUUUUCAGAGAUUCAGUCCAUUAUCAUGACAGAGAGCAUGGCAGCAGACAGGAGGACGUGGUACUGGAGUAGCUGCUGAGAGCCCUGCAUCUUGUAGGCAACAAGCAGUUAACUAACCUGUUUCUUUGGGGAAAAAAAUAGCAGGAGCUGUUGACUAAAAAAGUGUGGAGACUAGGACUAAAUUUGCAGAGUUCUAAUUCAUGUAACUUUCCAUCUCGUCUUAAAGAGACAGCCUCUCUGCCUUCCGAGCCAGAUUGGUUUUUGGUCAAUUGGUAGCACACCUGACUGUGAACUGCACUUCAGUUCACACUGAGCCCAGGCCCCAGGCCAGCUGCUCUGAAAAGAUAAACCUUAUGCUAGUGCUUAUAUGAAACUGUCCAUGGAAAACAUUAAGACCUGUAGUCUCCACCCCUCGGCUCAAUAGGUUUGCAGCCUUAAAUGUCAAUUACUCUAGCCUUCCUCUUGACUGACCAGUUGGUGUUAUUGUCCAAUGGCAUUUGUUUGCUGUAUGGUUGUGUGUGUUAAUGUCUACUGGCAUCAAAAGGUGUGCAUAUUAAAUGCAGCCUUAAACACACAAAUACCCCAAUAUAGUUCUCAUCAUGUUUGCCACCAACAAGACUUCAAUCCAUAGCACUUGGUCAUACUUUUUCUUUUAAUGAAUGUUUAAAUUUAUAAAUGAUACACUGCUCUGAAGACCCAAUUUGGGUGAGUGGGGAUGUAGGUCUGUGAUAGAGCACUUGGCCUAGCAUGUGCAGGGCCAUAUGUUCAAUCCCCAGAAUUAUAAAAUAAACCUAAUGCAGGUCUGGUGGCAUGGAUCUGUACUCCCAACUAUUUCAGGGCAGGAGGAUCACAAGUUCAAACUUGCCUGGGCAACAUAGUAAGAUACUGUCUCAAAAGUGAAAAAAUGGGUUGGGGUAUAGCUCAGCGUUAGAGCCCUUGUGCAACAUGCACAAGGCCCUGUCUUCAGUCCCUAAUAACACACACACACACAUUGAAAUUUCAUGGGAAGGCUUAAUCCAAAGUCCUAGACAAGUGUCAAAAUCCUCAGUGUUUCAGAUAACCUAAUUUGGUCUUCUAGAAUUCGUUUCUUUUUGGCCAGAUUCCCUAUAAUCCUGUUGUGAAGUUUCCUUCUAUAUAUCAGUGAGUGUUUAGUUCUGAGGGUUUCUGGAAUGUGGGUAGUUCUUGUCAACAACUAUGGCAAAGAUACUUGGCAUUUGGGUGGACCAUGCAGCAGCAUUUCCCCCAUGAAUUCACAACACUGAUCUAGUACAAAUGUGAGCCAACAUGGCAGGCAGAGAAAGAGAAUGAAAAGCCUGCUUAGUCUAGCUCCUGGCCAGCCACAGUUAUGUAGGGAGACCAUAUCCAACACACACACACACACACACACCCUGAGAAGUACAAGUGUGAUGGAUGUGAUUAAGACUUGGUGGUGAGAAGGCAGUAGCCUCAGGACCUGAGGUAGACCCUUCCUGUUGAGAAGAUAGGCUGCGUCCCACACUCACUGACACCAGCUUUGCUCUUGAUCCCUCUGCUUGUUAGUUAAACAUUACCUGGGUGAGGUAGGACAUUGAGCCUUCUGCGUCUAGACUUCAGUUGGCUGCUCUCACCUCAUCCCCUUGGGGUUCAGUGGGGGCAGCUAUAUUGAGUAAUUUAUUGAAAUGCUGCCUCACUCCACCUCAUUCUGCAACCUCUUGGUCCCUUCAUUUUCUAAGCAAGGGCUACUUCUCACUUGACUUGUGGACAGCUCCUGGGAUCCCCCAGCCGUGCUUCUCCAGCCUGCACACAGUAUAAGACAUUCAUCUGCUAUGAAAGUGAAUGAAUGCCCUAUGAACUGUCCUGGCCAGUACUGGAAAGGGAAUGGUAUUUAUUUUUAUAUUGUAUAUAUUUUGUCAUGGUCUGCUGGUUUCCUGUUUCAUUGAGAGCGACAAUUACCUCAGUAGUUUGAUAUUGUGUGUGUUGGAUAAGUUUUUGAAAGAAUUUUUUUAAAAAGCUUUUUUGAUCUUUGGAGAUCUGUAGAUUUAUUUCCAUAUGAACUGGUUAUUUUGUAUAAAGUACAUUGUUAAAUUA
Messenger RNA from Myodes glareolus (Bank vole), 10751 nucleotides. Lineage: Eukaryota; Metazoa; Chordata; Mammalia; Rodentia; Cricetidae. The record is from RefSeq and is a predicted model, not a curated record.